Molecule: messenger RNA, 557 nt
Organism: Priapulus caudatus
Lineage: Eukaryota; Metazoa; Priapulida; Priapulimorpha; Priapulimorphida; Priapulidae
Exons: 3
Coding region: 89-484 (131 amino acids)
Source: RefSeq, a predicted model, not a curated record
UUAUGUCCAUCUGGUUUCAGUGUCCGGUGAGAGAGAGGUGGGCAAUGAGGAAGCGCAGGUGGAUGGAGUCGUUGGUCAGGAUCUGCAGAUGAAGUGUCCAUUCACACUGAACAACGGCGACGCACUCUACAAGAACAGUUGGAAGGUGAUGGAUGAGAGUGGCACGCUACUGACCGUCUACAGCUACUACGAGGACGCCGGAAGUCCGCGCCAAGCGCUGCGCCACCUGGUGAACAGAUCCGAAGUCGUCUGCUCAAAGAACGAGUGUGUGCUGACGAUUAAGCAGCUACGCGCUGAGGAUGAGGGAGCCUACCUGUGUAACAUAGAGUUCGACAGAAAGGUCGGCGAAAGCAAAAAGUUCAACCUGUCCGUGAACAUUGCGACUCAAGAUUCGAACAGUGAGAAAAACGAAGGUAACCUGUACGUAGCAUCAACGCUGCCGCUGCUGACGCUGGCUGCCAUGACAACGGCGUGGUUCUUGUGAGGGAGCGAGACAGCAAAAUACACAGAAAGACAGCGAGAGAGAGGCACACAUAGAGAGACACGAAGAGAGAGAG